This is a messenger RNA of Neocloeon triangulifer, 2456 nucleotides long. RefSeq lists its product as uncharacterized. The record is from RefSeq and is a predicted model, not a curated record. Bases 179 to 2329 code for a protein of 716 amino acids. The transcript is spliced from 4 exons. Lineage: Eukaryota; Metazoa; Arthropoda; Insecta; Ephemeroptera; Baetidae.
UAAAUUUUUCCCCGUGCCAAUCAAACAAGAGUGGAGAGGGAUCAGUGCUUUCGAUAGAGUCGAGAAGAUAUCUUGCCACAAUUGAAUUUAACAAAGUGGGCAUCGGCCAGGCGGAAAGUGCAAAUAUCCAAAUUUGACUUAAAAAGCUUCAGGAAUCUUCUCCGAGAGGUUAAAUAAUAUGGCUUUUUCAACUCUACUGGCCGCCUUAACCUUAGCCAACGCCAGCCUUAUUGAACCAUUGCGCCAGGGCACCGGACCAUUAGGUGGACGGCUAAUCGCAGAUGUUCCCGAUUCAGAGGAGAUAAUUCUGAAAGUUUCACCGCAUUUUACAGGGGAAAUACAAAUUUCCAUACCUACAAGUUCAAAUGUGAACCAACUUAAUCAAGAAGAGACGGAAUUAAAAAGGCUCUACGAUGCAUUGCAAUCCAAAAUUAAUAAUGUCAGGGGAAGUGGUGGUGGAACCAUCGUUAUAAAUAUAAAUUCAAACUCCUACAAGGAUGGUUUGGACACUGUCAGACAAUCUUCAACAACUGAGGGCUACAAUUCUCCAGUAAAGCCUCCACAAGAUAGACUCGUUCCCAUUGUAACACAAAAAACCACUGUGGCAACGACCACAGUAGAGAUUACUACUGAAAAGGUCGCCAGCACAACUUCUGCUGCACAAAUAAUUCCGUCGGAAGUAAGGAUGCAAAUUAAAUUAGCGGAAAGUAAGAUACGAUUGAAUCCAAGCGGUGCCACUGAAGCGGGGAAGAUAAUCCUUAGUCUGCCGAAUCACGAGGAAUAUGCAAAGAUGGUCAUAAGUGAAGUGAUUGACGAGCAACUGGAGCGUCGACAAGUUCCCCAUCUUUUGAUUUUUGCGUCUGCUGCAAAGUCGACACAAGUGUAUCGACACAUCUUUGAGUUGAUGAAAACGAAAGGUCAGUUCAAUAAAUAUCCCGAGGACAUAUUCUAUAUCAUCAUAGGGGUGCAAGGCUUUAUCGAUAGUGGCAACUUUUUCGAACCAUCGGCUACAAAGCAAAACGAAAUGUUAUCACUCUUAAUCGAUUUGAACGUUGCGAAGGAGCUUGUUGUGCGCGAGGCCGUGUCAGAAGUUUCCUUCUCAUCUCGGCCAAGCCUCAAGACGAGGCGAUUUGCAACACUGAUGGCGGUGCUUAGAAGCUUCAAUCGUUUCCUCCCUGAAAUAUUCUCUUACUACCUGCCAUACGUGCAGAACGAAACUUCCAGCGUGGCCAAAUAUGUCGAGUACUUCUUGCGUGGCGAGGAAAUAUACUGCAACCAAAUUCAACUAGCUUACGACCAGCUCAUCAAUUACAGCAACCAAACCUUGACUCCUUGUCAGACCCUGCAGUUUUAUCUGUCCAGCUUGAUCCGUUUGCCCAUUCUCAAAGAAGCGAUUCCGGAAAAUGUUUACACUAUGCAGUGCAGUCCUUGGUUCAAGAAAAUUAAUGCUGCUUAUCGUCGACUGCAGAGACAGAGCGAAGAAGUAGCAGACACAGAGUUUCAGAAUCAACUGACAGAGUGCACCAGAAACAUGUUGCUGGACAUUCUCGAAUCGAACUCAUUUUCUCCUCGGUCAGGCCAGUUUGAGGAAAUUACGCGUUUCGCCAUCAAAGUUACCGUGACUGGACAAUACGUAAAACAAGGCUUCGCCGCAACAUCGCAGCUGACCGGCUUCAACCACUGUAGGACUCAAAACGAACUUUGGUCGUACCUCCGAGAAAGAAAUAUGUCACAUUUGCCUUCCACGGGUAUCAUUCUCUCGCAGGUGUCUCAGUUUCUGAAAACGGCGGAAAAUGCCCAAGAGGUCGUUGAUGACCAGCAAAUGUGCGAGAAGAUAAUCCAAGAGGCUCCGAAGUGGGCUCAAAACUUCACUCUGGCUGACACUUCAAGCUGCAGGUUGAUCAAUCGUUUGAGCGGUGAGGCCCUCAGAGUUCUGCCAGAUGUGUUGGUUGACGACGGAUUGUCCGCCGUGACCUCGGUUGGCCAAGGAUCUUCAAACGAUGACCUUUGGAGCAUCAGGCACAAUGAUUUGGGCAGAGCAAUCUUGCAGAGCGGUGACCGUUUCUUGUUUUUCUCCCUCAAGUUGAAUCAAACGGUGGCCAGUGCUGAGGCUCAUUCAAAUUCUUUCCAGGAUAGUUGGUACUACGAGGCAAACCCUUCAGAAGACGGAUAUUACAAAUUUUUUGUCUUUGCCCGCGGCUUACAGUAUUUGAUUAGUGAUGCAAAGGAGAAUUGCGCCCAAACAGGAUUGUGCAGCGAUAGUGAGAAAGAGCAACUCAGGCUAUGGAAAUUGGAUUGCCUUCCCCCUUGCAUGGCUGAGAGAAAAUAAAGGUGCGUGUCCGAAACCUAAGGGAUUUCUUGCAAUUGAGCGAUGAUCCUUCGCAGGAAAAAAGACUCUUUUCUUGAUGUCAUGAUUCUACACUCACGAUAUUACGAAAAUAAAUACUUUUGUUGUA